CCAUGUUUUUGAUGAGAAAGUAAUCGUUGUCGGUGCUGAAGCCGCUUGACCACUUUGAAACGAGAUGUUCUUCAGACUUUCCGCCAGCUUCAUUAUUUUCACUGACGACCUAGUCCUUUUCCGGGUGCCGUGGGCUAGAUGGUUAUGCCAGGAUUACCUUUAAGCUCCAUCCACGUGCUACUGUUGGUGAAACUCCGAAUGGAUCACAAUGCACCACAGCUGUGGUGCUAUUGCGGCUUGCUUUCUUCGGGGCAGCAGGUUCCUGUAGCAGCACCGCAACAAUUUGCUUGGAUAUAUACUCUUUAUGCUACUAACAGGAAAGAAAGAACUUUAGAGAGCCCUCGGACAAAAACGUCACUUCAUUUUAAGGUAUAUAUAUUGUUACAUAUUUCGAUAUUUAUCAUUUAUUCAUUCAUUUUUGUUCUAUUUGAGCUUAUAAAACAAACGAAUCAUUCGGAAUUUAUAUAGUAAAAGUAAAGACCUGACUUACUUUUAUUUUAUUUUAGGUACUUAUUUUUAUUUUAGAAUAAAAAUGAAGCAUACGCCUUUGCUCAUUGCUUCAUCAGAAUGCAAUAUUCUUGUAAGUUCUUGUUCAUCAUUUUCUAUGAAAUUCAGUAAUCACAAAAUUUUUCCAUUGCAGAUAACACAGCGUCUCACAAACAGCGAUGCU
Messenger RNA from Glossina fuscipes, 670 nucleotides. RefSeq lists its product as uncharacterized. NCBI's taxonomy places the organism in Eukaryota, Metazoa, Arthropoda, Insecta, Diptera, Glossinidae. The transcript is spliced from 3 exons. Bases 139 to 468 code for a protein of 109 amino acids. The record is from RefSeq and is a predicted model, not a curated record.